UUUGGCGCGUAAUAUGACAGCAUGACAAUGCAGUAAGAGCAGUGUUGCAAGGUUUUGUUUCACAGCAAUCUUUGACAAUUUCAUUAAUAUCAAAAUGGUAUCUUUUUUUGGUGAAGUAGUAUUCCCAGUUUCCAGAGCAUUUUGGGAUGGGGAAGACGAAGGUGGACCAAGUGAACGUACAGGUAAUCAAUUAGAAUUUUCUCUUCGAUGGCUGAAAGAAAAACCAGCACGAAUCGAAACGUUAAUAGUGGUCGAAGGCAAAAUGUUACUCGAUUUCACGAGGGAAUGUUUAUGCCAAAAUGCAGAAGAGGUGUGCCUUGUAGAAGAUGAAAAUAAAACGAAAGUGUGUAUAAUUUAUCAGAUUAACGACGAAGUAUAUCUGUGCAUCGUAUCUCCACAGUUGGACAUCAAAUUUUCUGGAAAACUUGUGGAUAAGAUGUCUGAGAUCUUGACGAAUUCAAACUCUACAAUUUGUGUAACGUGCCACCACGUGUCACAAUUCAAGUGUAAGAACAUACCUGCCACACCAUCUUUUCUAAGAAUGUUAGCUACAAAAAGUGGAGAGAAUGUUUGUAGUUUAAAAGAGCCCCUAUUAGAACAGCCUAACAUUGUACAUGGGGUGGCAGCAGGAGUUUUGUCAUAUGCAGAAUUCAUGGAGCUACCUGCAGUUUUAUACGUUUUGUACAUAGAUAAUUUUGUAUUGGACUCGGUGUCCGCGGAACCUCUUUUAAAAUUAUUUACAGCAAUGAAUUGUACACUGCGUAAUGUUUCAUUUGGUGGAAAAAAUUUUUUUAGUAAAGGAAAUCUUUAUAUUUAAAACUGAC
Hylaeus volcanicus is the source of this 824-nucleotide messenger RNA. RefSeq names its product proteasome assembly chaperone 1 (gene PSMG1). Gene Ontology annotation, cellular component: endoplasmic reticulum. Bases 95 to 817 code for a protein of 240 amino acids. The record is from RefSeq and is a predicted model, not a curated record. Lineage: Eukaryota; Metazoa; Arthropoda; Insecta; Hymenoptera; Colletidae. Gene Ontology annotation, biological process: proteasome core complex assembly. The transcript is spliced from 5 exons. Gene Ontology annotation, molecular function: proteasome binding.